Molecule: messenger RNA, 2437 nt
Organism: Nymphaea colorata (pocket water lily)
Lineage: Eukaryota; Viridiplantae; Streptophyta; Magnoliopsida; Nymphaeales; Nymphaeaceae
Exons: 3
Coding region: 97-1536 (479 amino acids)
Biological process (GO): endoplasmic reticulum calcium ion homeostasis
Cellular component (GO): endoplasmic reticulum
Molecular function (GO): calcium ion binding
Source: RefSeq, a predicted model, not a curated record
GGCCUCCCUUGGGCUCACCCUUCUCUCUCUCUGUAUUGUAGAAGUAGAGGUGGGGAGGGAGAGAACGUUCGGGGUUUGUUGGUUCCCUUCCAGACAAUGGCCAGCGGUGGGCGAACCCAACUCUGCCGCUCUCUCGUCCUCUUCUCUCUGAUCGCCCUCCUUUCGACGAAGCUCUUCUCUGCCUGCAUCGCUUCCCCCCAAUUCGAAGGUUUCGGUGACGAAGAGGAACCGAUCGAGGAGACGGAAGAACUCGAUGAAACCAUCACUUUCCGCUCGACUUCACACCCCCCCAUCACCCAUUCAUCAGAUUUCCAACCUCCUGAAUCGGCAGAAACAGCCGACCAGACUCAAGAGGGAGAGCAGCAGCAAACGCCGCCGCCACCAUCUUCGGUUGCGUCAACGUUCGAGUACUGGGAUGAGGACGAAUUCGAGGGAAUUCCCAUGCACAACCAACCCACCAAGGAGGAAGAGCCCCAACCGGAAGAAACCCUGAAAAAUCAGACGGCCGACGACUCCCCUGUUGCUCCUUCCAGCACUAGAAGAUCCUCGUACCAUGUGGAGAUGAUCUGCGUCAGCUUCCUAAUCGCCUUUGCCGUGAAUUACUUCACCGGGAAGCGGGAGAACGAGAACAUAGCGUUAGCGUGGGCGGCGCAUUUCGCUACCAAGGAUUCCAUCUUCGAGAAGAAUUUCAGCCUUCUGGGCACCGGCGAUGGCAAGGACACCCCUCUGCUUCUCAAGGAAGGGCAGAACGUUUUCAAAUUCUACGCGAGCGGGAGGAGGUUCUGCCAGAGCCUGUUGGCCACCAUGGAGUUGCAAAGCCGGCACGACCUCAUCUCGAGGCUCUACAAUUUGGUCGUUCCUUGCAAGGACCAGAUCACCUUCGAGGUCUUCAUGAACGACGACAGCAUGGAUCAGGUGGUGUUCGCGUUGGCGAAGAAGAAGGUGGCGAAGGUGAUGCAUAAGGAGAGCAAAGAUCUGCAGAGGUUCGCCACCUUGCUUUCUCCGCCGGCCAACAGGAAGUGGGUGCCCGAUGAUUUGACUGUCAUAUCGGAAUCGAGGGAGGUCGCUUCGGAUCUGAUCAACGAUGCUGUGCUUGAUCAGGUUUUUGGUGAAAAGGCAUUUGAAAAGUUUGGGAAAAGCUUCAUUUCAUUGCAUUUCUCUGACCAAUAUCCUGGUAGUCAAAGGAAGGUGUUGAUUUUCAAGUUCACCCUUCCUCCAGCAAACAAAAUGUCUGACAUGACCAGAUUGGUUCUUCUCGUGCCAUACUAUAUUGAUUUAAUUGGCCGUUACAAACUGGGUUCUCAGGCUCGUUCUAAAGCAGAAACUGCUCGAGCUAAGCUAGCUCAGGAACUGUUUAAAGAGCUGCAAAUUGCUAGGCAGGAAGCAUUACAGAAAAAGAAAGCAGAACGUAGGAAGUUGGUGGAAGAAGCUGAAUCUAAGCUCACUGCUGAGGCAAUUCGUAAGAAAGAAGAGAAAGAACGAGCUCGGCAAAUGAAGAAAGCAAUGCCAAAGGUCAAGAUGACCCGUGUGCACUAGCCUGCUUGACUUUCUCGUUUCACAUAUAAUCACAUCAGGAAGCUUUUUUUGUACGGAUAUUCUUACCAGGAAUACUUGGUCCCAAUAGUUAUAGUAGAUUUCCGUCUCUGAACCGUCUUUUAUCCUAGAAGGAUGCAUCCUCCGGACCUCUUUUCACAUGCAGUAUGGUGUGGAGUAGGUAAGGGAUAGCAGAAAGGUUUCUGGUUUCCAUUUUGUAAUUCCAAUCGAGGCCUUAGUUCAGCUACCUUGAAUUUUUAUUCAAAAAAGAAGAACGAUAGAUAUUAUUUUCUGCAUUCACUUGCCUGUGCAUGAAUGCAUCUGCCAGGGUGCACAUGCGCCUGCAUCCAGGCUUCUGUGAUUGUUGUGACUGUUGAUAUGCUGAAUUAUGUAGAUGAACAAAGAUACAUCUUCUGCAUGGUGACCACAUACUGAUGAGUUUCUGUACUCUGAAUAAAAUGGAAUUAUGCAGCUGUUGUGAACUUGGUAGAUGGGCAGGGAGGACCUCGAGUAUCAUACUAUGGAGGCCGGCCAAUGUUCUGCUGGUAUGCGCUCGGGAUUAGCCGCAAUACAUCCUGCUACACCUACCUCGUGGGUCUAUUGCCUCAGCCUUGCAGCAAGAGAAUGUCAUCUGAAGACUUUUUACCAAACUUUUGCUAAAGGUGCUUGUUACGGCGCAUGAAUGGAUCACUUCAUGGAUUUCCUCCUGCUCCUAGAGGUUCUCCAAACUUGUCAUCGUUGCUGCCCUACUCGUAGGGAUGCCAACGAACUGAAUAUGGGCUUGAUCACGGUAGACAGAAUUUGUAUAUCGUAUCUGAUUCCAACCUUGUCUCGGGGUUUUAGCUGAACCUGAAACGCAGCAGUUCAAUUUAGAUCUGGAAGUUAUAUAAUCAUAUUGGUUUCA